CACUUUCGUUUCUCUCGAAGUCCUCACCCCUUGUCUGUGAGCAGACUAAACAAACAAUUUGUGAAACCGAGACUACUGUGUAGCACUCAACAAGUCGAUCAGAUCAGAUCCCCAAAUAACAUUUAGUCGUUUGAGAGUUGUAAAGAUGGAACAAUCAAGCUUCUCUCACGCUGAGGAGAAGAAAGCUCUCCCCUACUUAAAACCUGCAGGCUUUGCUUUUGGUACGGCUGCCAAAACAGCCGUGCAACCAGAGGAGAACAAAUCCAUAUUUAAAGAACUAUCCUUACUGCAAGCGUCGCCAUGGCGAGAGGUGGAGUGGUCCGAGGAUCGGAAGGACACCCUGAUGGAGUAUAUCAGUUUCUACAAGCCCAGCUGUGAGGGCGUGUCCCAGGCCCGGGUUCUGCUACUCGGGCCGGUCGGAGCCGGCAAGUCCAGCUUCAUCAGCUCGGUUCAGUCUGCCUUUAGCGGCCGGGUCACCAACCGUGCUAUGGUGGGCAAUUCCUCAGCCAGCUUCACCAAGAAGCUUCAGUCCUACACCGUCCGCCUGGCGAAGGCAGAACAGGGGGCGGGGUUGACCCUGUGUGACCUCAUGGGCCUGGGCGAGGGCGGGACCACUGGACUGACACUUCACGACACCCUUGCUGUCAUCAAAGGCCAUGCACCAGAGGGACACAAGUUCAGCCCAGAACAACCAGUGAGGUCGGAGACGGUGGGUUAUGUGAAGAAGCCUUUGCUGAAGGACAAGGUGCACUGUGUGGUCUUUGUGGUGGACGCCUCGAAGAUCUCCACCUAUCCUAAAAGCCUGAGCGACACCUUCCAGCAACUCAGGGACCACAUCAGUGACCUCGGUGUACAUCAAGUGGCUUUGCUGACACAUGUGGACAAGAUCUGUCCAGACACGGCUCGAGACAUCACCCAGGUGUACAAGAGCAUGAUCGUUCACCAGACGAUCAACAAGGCUGGGGCUCUACUGGGCAUGUCCACAUCUUACAUCGUCCCGGUGAAGAAUUACUCAUCAGAGCUUGAUCUCAACAAGAACACAGACAUCCUCCUGCUAAGUGCUGUGGACCACAUCCUGCAAUAUGUGGACCUCUACUUCCAGGACAAUGUUGCAACAGAAUCUGUUUCAACAUUGUCCUGGAAGUAGACAAUAAACACCCUUCUUCAUUUUGAAGCUGUUUCUUUGAUAUCGUAAUGACGUUGAUGGUUCUCUGCUCACCAAGAUCACUGAUGUGAUCCCUGAGCUGCUCGAAGAUUAGAACCUAAACCGUCUGUUUGACAAAAACACAGUCUGCAAUUUUGUAUCUCAUUCAUCUCAUUGCAAAAAGUAAAUGAAUAAAGAAUAAAGUACUGCCUA
Osmerus eperlanus (European smelt) is the source of this 1357-nucleotide messenger RNA. Its product is annotated as interferon-induced protein 44-like. Lineage: Eukaryota; Metazoa; Chordata; Actinopteri; Osmeriformes; Osmeridae. Bases 146 to 1147 code for a protein of 333 amino acids. Gene Ontology annotation, biological process: immune response. The record is from RefSeq and is a predicted model, not a curated record. The transcript has 9 exons.